Eurytemora carolleeae is the source of this 2535-nucleotide messenger RNA. RefSeq lists its product as uncharacterized. NCBI's taxonomy places the organism in Eukaryota, Metazoa, Arthropoda, Copepoda, Calanoida, Temoridae. The coding region runs from base 1507 to 2223 and encodes 238 amino acids. The record is from RefSeq and is a predicted model, not a curated record. The transcript is spliced from 9 exons. Gene Ontology annotation, molecular function: protein-folding chaperone binding.
UUAUUAAUUUAGAAAGAAUGUAUUAUUACUUUGAUCUUCAGUUAGUUCAUGCAUUUAUAUUCAUCAUUCCUUGUCUUCUUAUUUCUCUCUUCAAAUUGUGGACUAAACUCGUCGCUAAAAGUCAGGCCGAGAUUAUUUCGAGAAAAUUGAACGAGGAGCUGAUUAAACUUGUAUAAAAUAAUCAUCUACCUACAAUCAGCUGCUUCGGGGGUUUUCAACUGUUAAAAGAAAUUAGUAAACAAUCAUUGAUAGAAAUCAAUCAUAAAAUGAUGCACAACAGAAAUCAUUCUAAAAUUUGUCUUACUUAAUGACUAGCUCAUGUCCCCAGUUUCAGUUCAAGUCUCGUGGAUUUAUAUCAGUAUAUCAUUGAAAAUAGGAAAAUCAUUAAUAAGUUUAUGUGUUGAGGGAAAAGUUUACAUGAGGGAAAUUAAUCAUGAAAUUAAGUACAUGAGGGUUUUUUAUUAAUUAGUCAUGAAAUUUUGUUCAUCAGGGAAUGACGUACAUUAGAGAGAUGAACCAUAAAGUUCAUGUACAUCACAGAAAUUAUUUUUAUAUGUACAAUGUACAUCUAGAUGAGUUAAAUCAAAUUAUUUGUAAAUGAAAAUUUAUCUCCUGAUUAAAAAUAUUUUACUGUCUAAAAAUUUAGUCUGAACCAUUGUGGCAAAUUCAAAAACCUUCAAUUGUGUAAUAUAAUUUUACAGUUACCUCCAAUUACCUUUUAAAAUGCUAUCAUUCCUUAUGAGGAUACAUUUUUUUUUUGGGGGGGGGGUGUUACAUUAUUGAAUUGCUAUGAUACCUUGUAUUCUGUACAAAUGUGUUUUCAAAAUUAUUACAGAUGUUUUUUAAUAAUAUAAAUUUUAAAUACAUUUGAGACAAUAGGGCACAGAAAAGAUGAGAUGAUUAUUGAUUAUUACCGUUAACUUAAAUUUCCGUUUCUUAAAUUUUCUUAGAACGUGGUUCAUAAUAUGUUCCAUACAGCCGCGUAUUCAGGAAUUUGUCCAGGGGGGCUUAAAUUUUUUUUCCUCCCAGGGGGUGGGGCUCAGCACUUGUUAGGGUCUGAAAACCCCUGGUCCAGGGGGGCUUAGCCCCCAUAGCCACCCUCUGAAUAUGCCUCUUGGUCCAAAUCUGUUAUAAAAGUACCCCUUCCCCUUCACUCAUAACAAUUUUUAAAUUUAGAGUCAAUUCAAAAUAUUUUUUGUUAGGUCACAUAUAAACUGUAAAUCUCUUGUAAUACUUCCGGAGCAAUUUUUUUUUCGAGUUAAAAAAAUACUGUUCAUUUUUUUCUGUUUUACCCUAAUGAAUUGUGAUAAACUAAACUGUGAUAUUAAAAUUGUACAAAGUAGUGCUGUACACUUUUCACUGUACAGUGUACAGCACCUUUCUAUAUCUUCCUGUGUUUAGUGUGUACUGUGUAAUGUACAUGUAACAAAACCAAAAUAUUGGACAUUUUCAGAAAAUAGGUGUAAGGAGUGUAGUUGAGCAGCAAGGUUGUGAUAUGCUGAAAGGAUGAUGACUCCACGAAGUGUAGAAAUGGGAAACAAGGUGUAUAAGCUGCAUGUGAAGGUGGGAGCCAGGAAGGAAAUUUUGGAGCUUCCUCCCGACUCUUCUCUGGAUAUUCUACAUCAGCAUAUCUAUAGAAUAUUCCAGAUACCGGAGUCUCAGCAGAGACUGGUGUGUAAUGGAAAACCGUUAAAUUUUAGUUCAAACCUGACUUUAAAACAGGCUCGAGUCGGAAAUGGGAGUAAGAUUUUAGUCCAAACCUGUGAUAUGUAUACUUCAUCUCAAUCAACUCACAACACCACAGAUUCAAACCAAAGAGACAGGAAUACUGUACGAAAUAACGGGGACUGUCGCAAUACCGGAAGUAGUUGCCCGGAAGCUGCAGUUGAUGAUGCUGCUUCUAAGCUCCGAGAUUUAGAGGAAAUUGACACCAAAGCUCUGCAACUUGAGCAGACUGUACACAACCUAGGUUUAGAAUUUAACAAAUUAAAUGAGCUGCAGAAGAAAGAACAGUGUGAGUUAAGUAGGUUAAAGAAGGAAUCUGUCAGUGCUGGAGAACUAUUGAUGAAAAAUCUGGAGAAAUUAGAUCAAAUCUCUAUACCGCUAAAUAGUCAGGACGUUAGAGCUGAAAGAAAGCGGAUUGCAACCCUUCUGAACAAGGUUCUAGACAUCAACGAUACAAAUAUAAAUGAUAUUUCAACAGCUUUAAAGAAUACUCAUUGAGUUCUCGCCAUUAGGGUUUCCAAUAUUUUUCCGGAUCAAUUUGGUUCCGUAAGAAUUUCUAAAUAAAUAUACCCCCCUAGAUAUUCUAGGAUAAAAUUAUCAAGAAUAAUCGUCCUUCAAGGUGUUUUUAUCAAAUUUUACCUAGCUCUGCACUGUGCAGCAUCUUGGAGAUUGAUUUAUUCUUCAUUCGGUCAAUCAAUGCUCAGCCCGUAAUUUCCUAAAGUUAUCAUUGGUUUAUCAUUUUUAAAAACUUUGAUAGGCCUUAACGGAUACAAAUAAAUUCGGAAUAAAUUGAAACCCCGACUCCACAUU